CUUGCUCGCUCGCUCUCCCAAUUUCUCAGCUGUCUUCGCCGGUUAUUUUUAGGUUAAAUUCUAAAAUAAAUUGUGAAAGCCGUAGUCGUACUGUCGUACUUUCAUGUAGGUUAUUUUAAAAUUUCAACGUGCGCCAAACUUUAUUGUAGAAAUAUUGCGCAUUUGGAUCCUUAUUUGUCUCGUGUAGUGUUAUUGACAAGUUCAUUGCAUUGUGAUUCCAUUGUUUACUCAGGGUUAUGAAACAAUAAGAGGACCUCCGUUACCUGCGGAGCGCCAAAUCAAACAAAGCCAUGUCAGGCGACGUUCAACCAAGAAAGCGCAAAGAUAAAAAGAGGAAAAAAGAUGAGUUAGGUGUAGAGGAGCCACGGGGGACGGCCGCUACUCUAGGAGAAGGUGAUGUGUUCAUCCACUCUCACCAUGACCAUGGCACUGGAGGGCAUUGGUGUGCCAAAAUCAUUUUCUUCUCCCUGCUUGCAGUACUUGUCGCUCUUAUUGGACUGAUAAUACUGGAAAACAGAGGAUUAACUGAAUUGGAAGCCAAUUCAGUUGAGUCACGUUAUUCUGGCGUUCUUGAGGGCUGGUUGGAAGAUGCACCGGAGGAUGACCAUCAUGACGAACAUACACUGGAACUGAAUCACCCUGACGAUGAUGAAGAUGAUCAUGGUGAUGAACAAGGCCAUGAUGAUGAUGAUGAAACAAACAAUGACGAUGAUGACGAAGAUGAUGAACACAAUCAGAGUGACAAUGAAGACGAUGAUGAAGAAGAAGAUGAUGAACAUAAUUAUAGUGAUGAUGAAGAAAAACAAACAAACAAUGAGGAUGACGACGAAAACUAUAAACACGAUCAGAAUAAUGAUGAUGAUGAAGAAAUUGAUGAACAACUAGACAUUGACAGUAACGAAGAAAACGAAGAGAAAAAUCAAGAACGCAGAUAUGGAAAGUAUUACGAUGAUGAGGACGAUGAAGAAACUGCAAACGAUGACGAUGAUCUAGAUGAAGUAGACGAUAGUGAAGACGACGACAACGAAAACAUUCAAACUGAUAGCAGCAUUGAAGAAGAUCAAAAUAUCAGUAAUAAUGAUUUGUAUGACAAAAGCGAGGAACAAACUAAUGAUGAAGACGCAGAUAAUGAGGAAGACGAAGAACACGACGAAGAAGAAGAGGAAGAUACUGAAGUAGAAAUCGAAAGGAUCGAGAAGGAAAUCGAUUUAGAACCGAUUUCUACUGAACUACCCGCCUUGCCGGAGGAGGAAGACGACGAUGAUGAUAAAAGCGAAGAAGUGUCCACCGAAGUGGAGGCUCAAGAGAAGGAAGACGAAGACGAUGGCGUGGCCCCUGAGGAUCUGGACGAAGACUUCUUGGAAGACGACAGCGACGAACCGCCUAUAGAGCACAUCACAGCGCCCGUCGGAAAGCCUUUAGUCGAGGUUGAAGAAGAUUCCUCCGAAAAGCCGCCGGACACGCUUGCUGAGGAAGAAGAAUAUGAAAAACUGCAACAGGAGAAAAAGAGAGAGGAAGAGCAGUCGUCACACAUGUGGCUGAAGCUGACGGUGGGUGCCGCGCUGCUGGUCGCAACACACGCGGUUAUACGGCGCGCCACUGCUCCGCGGGAAGCGCCAACGGAGGAUGAUCGAACCGAAAGAGAAGAAACACCUUUGUUAGAUCGCCGAAUGACACUGAUACCCCAAGAACCUGUUACUGGGCCUAAGGAGGAAGUUGUGCAAAGAGUGCCAACAAUACAGCAAACUCCCCCAUCUCAAGAAGAGGAAGACGAAGAAGAAGAUGAAGAAAAGAUUGAAGAUGAGGAAAUUGAGGUGUUGCCAUCUGCGCAAGAUAUGGAAGAUAAAGAGUUAUACAGUGACGAGGAAGUAGAGGAAGAAGAGGAAAUCGAAAUAAAGAAGGAAGCUCCAAAUGUGAGCGUUCCGAAACCAGAGGAGAAAAUUGUCGCCAAGUCCGAACCUGAACCAGACCCGGAAGACGAUCCGGAUGAUGUGGAGAUUAUUGACGACGAGCAGCUGGAAGAAGAAGUGGAAGAGGAUGAAGACGAAGAAGAUAUAUCGGAUGUGGAUGAUGCAGAACUUCUAAGUCGUUUAGAGGCCAAGUACGGCCGUCUCCCCGAGCCUGAAAGGCCUGGACAAAAGCAUAAAGACGGCGGUAACAGUGUCCAUGACGAAUGGCCAGGGGAGCCUAGUGAUGCUUUCUGGCGCCGAGAACUUGACUCUGCGGAGAGAGAACUCCGACAGGGUUCCUGGUCUUCCGCGGCGUCGCGGGCGUCUGCGCCGGAGUUGCGCGGCAGCGGCCGGGCGCGGUGGGUAGCGGCGCGCGCGGCCGACCUCGAGGCGGAGGCGAGACGCGACAACAAACUGCUCGGACGCGCCAUCGCAGCAUAUCUGGAACUGCUGAAGAUGAAUGAGAAACUCUCCGAUAAGAAGUUGAAGGAAAUCGCCGCUAGGACGAUCGACAGGAUCAUGUUCAGAGGAAACUAUUUAAGCGCUGAACCAGUAUACAGAGUUUUGUUACGCCGAUUUCCAGAAGAAGUUUCAUAUCGAAAUAACCUAACAAUAUCGCUGCUUAUGGCUAACAGGGCUGAUCUGGCCGAGGAGAUACUGAAAGAAACACUAAAAAAGUGGCCUAACGACCGCGUUGCUUUAGCGCACUACGGGUUUGUUUUAAAAACUUUGAGAAACCGCCUGGAGGAAGCCGUGGAACUGUUUCAGAAGGCACUAGAAGGAGACAUAGGACCCGCGAACGAGCCCAGGUUUUAUUACCAUUUGGGCGAUGCAUUGUUGUUAUUGGGAAGGCCAGCUGAAGCUCACGAAGUGCAUAAACGAGGAGCAAAAUUAGGACACUUUUUAUCACCAGCACAACGUUCACUGUACAACGUGCCGCGGCUAAAGAGUCGCCCGUGGUGGAACAUAGAUGAAAGCCCUUACGCGAAACUAGCGCGUGCUUUAGAGAAAUCCUGGAAAGAGAUACUAAAAGAAGGGGAAGCGGCUAAAUCUCUAUAUGAGAAAGAAAAAGAGGGCUUGAAGGAGCGAGGCGAUUGGUCACAGUUGGAUUUGUUUGCACGUGGACAAGAAAUACCUAACAGGUGUAAGAAUGCGCCUGUGACUUGUUCCGUAGUACGGUCCGAGCCGGCGGCGGUGGGCUGUCGUCGCGGGCAGAUCAAGUUCAGUGCCAUGAAGCCGGGCACGCAUGUAAGGCCGCAUGUCGGUCCGACCAACUGCAGGCUUAGAAUGCAUUUAGCUCUUAGCAAUACCAAAGAUACAUUUAUAAGAGUGGAUCAAACUGUCAGACAGUGGCAAACCGGCAAAGUAUUUAUGUUCGACGACAGCUUCGAGCACGAAGUAUGGCACAAUGGCACUGGCACGAGGCUAGUGCUUAUUGUGGAUGUCUGGCAUCCGGACCUUACGCCGCAAGAGAGACGCUCGCUGCCUGCUAUCUGAUGCAUGGUGUGAUAGUGUAAAUAAUGCUUUAUCCAGUAUUUACUUUGUAAGAAUCGUGUUUGUUAGGAAUGUUGAGUGUGCCUGAAAAAAUAAGUUAAACAAAAUAGUGACGGUGUGCGCAGGUGCUUUAGUCGCCAGCCGUCAGACUGGCGGAAAUCCGUCAGUCUGUCAAUCCCGUCUGCAGAUGUUAUCUGCGCAGAUCGCCCCAAAUUUCGUUCAACUUAUGUGCCUAUACGCUUUCUUCACCUUGUUUAUGUAGAGUUCGGUUCUCUCAUCAACAAAUUAACUAUUUGUGUUUGUUGCAAUGUGUUUUUAACAUUAUACCAUUCUUUCACACAAACUUGCUCUUCUAUAUCUUUGCGUUGCAUUUUUGCGUAAAUAAGCCACAUUAAAUAUUACAGUUAAGGUAUUUGUGAUAUAUUUUGAAAUUGUUGUUAUAGAAUAUUUGAGUGUAUUUUUUAGAAUUAUUGUUAUAUAAAUACAAUUUUAAUGCUCA
Messenger RNA from Amyelois transitella, 3942 nucleotides. It is a transcript of the gene Asph, whose product is annotated as aspartyl/asparaginyl beta-hydroxylase. Gene Ontology annotation, cellular component: endoplasmic reticulum. Gene Ontology annotation, molecular function: protein binding; peptidyl-aspartic acid 3-dioxygenase activity. The coding region runs from base 291 to 3446 and encodes 1051 amino acids. NCBI's taxonomy places the organism in Eukaryota, Metazoa, Arthropoda, Insecta, Lepidoptera, Pyralidae. The record is from RefSeq and is a predicted model, not a curated record. Gene Ontology annotation, biological process: peptidyl-aspartic acid hydroxylation. The transcript is spliced from 17 exons.